AUGUCCUACAGGGCGGGCUCCCCGAUUCGGAUGAAGAGAUCUCGUGUAGUUAGCAAUGUCUUGAUUCUCAUAGUAUUCGUCACUCUAGGGCUGAUUAUCUACCCAAAGGUUGUUGCGCCAAACAACGAACCUCGAUCCUCACGACAAAUACCAGUCCCGACUGAAUUCGAGUCAGAUAUACGGGCCUCAGAGCAUGGAUCUCAGCACCUGCUCGAUGCCACUCCUGUAGAUGACGACGACGUUUGUUACCCAGACAUUGUGAACAGUUGGCGAGCCAACGUGAAGCCAAUAUGCACUCCAACAAUCGACAAGACCAAACGCUCCUCCUCAUUGCGAUGCUACGAAUAUACUGUCAAUGGAAUACUGCAACCAAUCUGUCAAGGAGAAAAUGUCAUUGUAGAUCUCGACAAACUGACACUGCCAUCUCACAACAUAACGACAAACCCUGUACCUAUAAUUGGUGCCAAGGGAGCUGUAGUAGGUGUAUCGUGUGAUGUCAAAGAUGGGUUUACAAAGGAGUGGCUGAGUGAUGCGUUUGAUGUUACGGAUGAGGCCAGCUGUGAUGCUGAUUUCGGAGAUCAGGUCAUGUAUAUGCAUCAGAGAUGGGAUUCAUCGAAUGUGUUCCAUAUUCAUGAGGACUUGAUAAUGGCACAUCUUGCAUACCAAGUCUUGAAACUAUACAAACGAAAUACUCAGGUCGUGUUUCUAGAUGAUCGUCAACCGGAUGGUCCUGCCUUACCGUUAUGGAAUGGAGUAUUUUCAGCAAAGCCGGCUUUGAGCUUGUAUGAUCUGAAGCUAGCCAAGCCUGGUAUACGUCGAUUGUGUGUAAAGAAGCUUGUGGUUGGAGUUAGAGGUGGUGCGACACCGUAUAGUAAUUCUGUGGGUGCCAACACACCGUGUAGUCAUCAUUUAUUCCAAUCCUUCUCACGAUUCGUGUUGGACUCGCUCAACCUUGCGCCUCUCGAAAUACGGAAACAACACUCAUCCGAUCAAAUACGAGUCCUCCUAGUCUCACGACGAGACUAUGCAGGCAAAUCGAUACGUCGUAAAAUCAGCAAUGAACGAGAUUUCGUCGCCAAACUACGCACCGAACUAGAUCCCAACACGACAAUCGACAUGGUUGAUUUCUCGCAACUCGAUAUAAUCAAACAAAUCCAGACAUUUGGAUCAUACGAUGUGACUAUUGCUGCUCACGGGGCCACGCAAGUGUAUAUGACAUAUGCUAGACUCGGUACAGCACAUAUAGAAGUACAGCAUCCUGAACGAUGGGGGAAUUUUCAUUACAUGAAUCUGGCGAAAUUGCUGGGACUUUGGUAUAGGAAUUCGCAGUUGUAUGGUGAUGGCAAUAUGUCGGAAAAUGAGAUGGAGAAUGUUGGCAGGUUGGUUAAGGAGGCUUGUGAGGCUGUCAAGGAGGGCAGAGAGCAGAACGAGAAGGCUUCUACUUACAUAUAG
Messenger RNA from Synchytrium microbalum, 1452 nucleotides. RefSeq lists its product as uncharacterized. The transcript has 3 exons. Gene Ontology annotation, molecular function: glycosyltransferase activity. Bases 1 to 1452 code for a protein of 483 amino acids. NCBI's taxonomy places the organism in Eukaryota, Fungi, Chytridiomycota, Chytridiomycetes, Synchytriales, Synchytriaceae. The record is from RefSeq and is a predicted model, not a curated record.